AUGAUUCUGGAUGCCUUUGCCCAGCAGUGCAGCCGUGUUCUAAGUCUCUUAAAUUGUGGUGGAAAACUACUGGACAACAAUCACUCUCAGUCCAUGAUUUCUUGUAUAAAGCAGGAAAAUCCAAGUUAUAGUGAAAGACAAGAGCAAUGUCAGCUUGGAAAAAUGGUCCAUAGUCAGACGUCAGACAUUUUAGACAUAGAGAUGCAGUAUAUGCAAAAGAAACAACAAACCUCAGCCUUUCUGAGAGUUUUUACUGAUUCCCUUCAGAACUAUUUGCUCUCUGGGAGCUUCCCUUCGCAGAACACCUCAUCAGUAAAUGAUUUUAGCCAUUUGGCAGAUGUGGAUCCACUUUCAACCUCUCCAGUGCACACUUUAGGUGGAUGGACAUCUCCAGCAACCUCUGAAUCUCAUGGUCACCCGUCAUCUUCUACACUUCCAGAGGAGGAAGAGGAGGAAGAGGAAGAAGGUUACUGUCCUCGAUGUCAAGAGCUAGAGCAGGAGGUAAUUUCAUUGCAACAAGAAAAUGAGGAACUUCGUAGAAAAUUGGAGAGCAUUCCAGUGCCCUGCCAGACUGUUUUAGAUUAUUUGAAGACUGUCCUUCAGCAUCACAACCAACUUAUGAUACCACAGCCAGCAGACCAUCCGACCGAGGGGAGCAAGCAGUUGCUGAACAACUACCCUGUCUACAUCACUAGUAAACAGUGGGAUGAAGCUGUAAACUCGUCAAAGAAAGACGGCAGACGGCUACUGCGCUAUCUCAUCAGAUUUGUUUUCACAACCGAUGAGCUUAAGUACUCAUGCGGCCUUGGAAAAAGGAAAAGGUCAGUGCAGUCAGGAGAGACAGGUCCUGAAAGACGUCCUCUGGAUCCCGUAAAAGUAACAUGUCUCAGAGAGUUCAUUAGGAUGCACUGCACCUCCAACCCGGACUGGUGGAUGCCCUCCGAAGAGCAAAUAAACAAGGUGUUCAGCGACGCGGUGGGACACGCGCGGCAGGGGCGCGCGGUGGGGACUUUCCUGCACAACGGCAACUCCUAUUACGAAGGGACUGACCACGCAGGAUCGCAGGACGAGGUCUUCAAUAGAGGUUUGCAGGACGGAUCCGGCGAUUGAUGGCAGUGAGUGGAAACCCACCCAACAGUAGCAAGUGGUUAAUUUAGGAGAGACUGUUUGUUGGACAUACCCUGAAGUCAUUUAAGAGUCCAAAGCAUGUCUGUCCACACGCAGCACACAUUCCAGCUUCUCCAUUCUGUCAUGUCCCCAGGGAAACGAAACCCACUUCAAGACCUACCCUAUGAGACCUCUUAGUGCCUAUUAUUUGCAAAUGCUUCACAACCCUUUUAAAGGGAGACUGCAAUUUCAUUUCAUAUAGUUCUAGAGAAGAGGUGAUACUAAAAGAAAUAACAAAAGUUUCUAAAGAAACAACAGCCAAACUCAUGUCUGCCUCCCGAUAACCAGCCCAGCUCCGGACACUCAGAACCACCAGAUGCCAUUUGCUUUGCUUGAGCACAACAUAUAAAAACAAGUCUGCGUGCUGUGACAAGAGAAUAAAUGGUCUCCCAUUUCAUCACAGAAAGUAGCAUAAUUAUAAACGUUACCUUAAAAUACCACACAGAAUGGAAAAUUCAGGGAAUUCCUUUAGCCAACUAUGCCAGGAAAUUAAGCUUCCUGCCUAAAACAGCAGCGCUCAUUGACAGCAGAAUCCUUUAAAGACUCAGAACAAUUACAGACCCUUCUAAAAGGAAAAAAAAAUUCUUUGUAUAUUGGAUAGACACUGUAUUUAUCUAGAUUUCUAGAAGAUUAGAGUCGAUCAUGACAGUUUUCAUUAAAAAAGAAAAGACUGCUAAACAACAAAUUGCCUUUUCAGAAGACAGGUUCCGCUUUGUCUGUCCCUGUUCUGCAGCCACACUGCUUUACUUUAGAGAUUUUAAAUUGCCUUUCUUUGUUCCUGCUUUCAUUUGUGUUUUGCACCCAUUCCUUGAAGUGAGAGACUAGGCAACAUGCUGGUCCUCAUAGCUGGAUGCUCCACAGUUCACUCAGGGAGGGCUUGUGCAAGAAGAGCUUAAUUUAGCCUUUGGGGUCUUAGGGCAGGUAAACAUAGGACACAGACUGACUGAGAGCUGUAAAAACAGCAACAAUAAAAAUCAGUGCUAGAACUGAAGAGGGUUCUCAACAGAAUAUGGUACUGGAAGUAGAUACCAACUUUAAAAAAAAAAAAAAUUCAUCCACUAAAAAUGUUUCGAUUCRAAGGCCUAAGAGCCCAUUGCCACUCCAAAAGUUGGGGGAAAAAAAUGAUACCCUCUAGAAACUCACAAUGCCAAAGAAAUAAUCCCCUUUCUUUUCAGCAUCGAGUUGCCUCAGUUUUUACCUGAGCCUGGGGAUGGCAACACUUCAAAGCCCAAACUGGCUCUUUCUGAGGUGGUGUUUUCUGACAGRUUCAGGGAACUGAUUUUGCAAAAGAAAGUUUGCUCUGUGAUGUUUGAUCACCUCUGGGGCUGCCUCAUAAGCUCCAGUUCUCCUGAACACGUAUCAUGUACACCUAGCUUUCCUCAUCACCCUGGGCCAACAUUAGGGAAGCUGCCAAUUACUCCUUUUCACCCUUGUCCUCUCUUCCCGUCCUUCUCCACUUGGAUCCUUCCCUUAAGUAUCUGGGGGUGAUUUUUGCAACCCCAGGUAGGGCUGAGGUGGUCAGUCACACYCCAGCUCACCCAUGCAGUAGCUUCUCCCCAUCAUCCAUCUGCUCUUUGCCAACCAUUGACCAAAGGGCUUCAUGAUGGAGCCCACCCAGGACAUCCCCCUGUGCCAGGAGCUGCAGGGAGCUCCAGGACACAGGUGCCACUGGAACUGUGAUUAACGAAGCCCAUAGAUGCUUUAGGCCCUUGAAUGCCCAAUACCUCCUCAAUUUUUUAUGUGUUUUUUAUUUCAUACUAUUAAAAGACAAAACAAUGAAAGGCUCUCAAUUACUUCCUAAACGAAAUACACAYGUUAGUCACAUUGGACCUUACCCAACCAACAGAUUUUCAACAGACCUGCCCCUCACACCCACACACUACAGUCAGGAGGCAAUUUUACCCAAAAGGUCAAUGCCGAGUAGUGGCUAACUGAGAAGGAACUCUGUGUGUAAAAAUGUCACAGUGCAGAUAUCCUAUAGUAGCUUUUCAGUGUUGAACU
Molecule: messenger RNA, 3168 nt
Organism: Nothoprocta perdicaria
Lineage: Eukaryota; Metazoa; Chordata; Aves; Tinamiformes; Tinamidae
Gene: BEND4
Product: BEN domain containing 4
Exons: 4
Coding region: 1-1110 (369 amino acids)
Molecular function (GO): DNA binding
Source: RefSeq, a predicted model, not a curated record